This is a messenger RNA of Oncorhynchus tshawytscha (Chinook salmon), 2806 nucleotides long. Its product is annotated as arylsulfatase G. The transcript has 13 exons. Bases 279 to 1889 code for a protein of 536 amino acids. Gene Ontology annotation, molecular function: arylsulfatase activity. The record is from RefSeq and is a predicted model, not a curated record. NCBI's taxonomy places the organism in Eukaryota, Metazoa, Chordata, Actinopteri, Salmoniformes, Salmonidae.
CGCAUUGUUGGCGUGAACGUGCACGUUCUUCGAGUCUGCAAUACCUCUGCAAGCAAGACGUCACUGUAAAGCGAGGUACAGGUGACCCUGAACACGUGGCAAAAUACAUUUUGAAAAUGGCCUGCACUGAAGAAAAGUUAGAGCAUAACCUGUAAACCCAAGGCUUCCUUCCAGGCCGACUUUCUGCAACGUCGCUGCGGUCAGGCUGAGCGAGCUACGGGCAAGUGGCGCAUCUCCUUGAACCCGGCACGGCCUAGAGACUACGGUCUUGAACCAGAAUGGCAGGGAGUGUCUUCCUGCUUCUAUUAGCUGGGACCCUGCUCUGUGGGCUACUGUUCCACACAGUGAGCCAUAAUGAAGCUGGGGACAGGACCCGCACCAGGAGACCCAACUUCAUCAUCAUUCUGGCAGAUGAUAUUGGAUGGGGAGACCUAGGUGCCAACCAGCAGGCGGGUCAGAGUUCAAGCCAAACCCCUCAUCUGGAUCUGAUGGCCCAGCAAGGAAUGAGGUUGACAGACUUCCACUCCCCAGCCUCCACCUGCUCCCCGUCCCGUGCUGCUCUCCUCACAGGCCGACACGGCCUGCGGAACGGGGUCACACACAACUUCGCUGUGGGGUCCGUGGGGGGGCUACCCCUCUCUGAGAACACCCUGGCUGAGAUACUGCACCAGGGUGGAUACUACACAGCCAUGAUUGGUAAAUGGCAUCUAGGGCACAAUGGUCCGUACAGUCCCACCAACAGAGGUUUUGACUACUACCUGGGGAUCCCAUACAGCAAUGAUAUGGGCUGUACAGACCUGCCUGGUUACGACCUGCCCUCCUGCCCUCCCUGUUACCCUGGACCACAGAUACUACACAACAGAUUGAAGAGGAGUGGCUACAGCAGCUGUUACACCAAAGUGGCUCUGCCUCUGUUUGAGAACAGGACCAUUGUAGAGCAGCCUCUGGACCUGUGGAGGCUAACGCAGCGAUACACAUCCACUGCACUCAAUGUCAUACACACAGCCAGGGAACGGGGACAACCUUUUCUGCUCUAUGUAGCUCUGGCACACAUGCACGUCCCCCUGUCCCCCCCUUCCUACGCCCCCCACCCCUCAGAGGGCGGUGUUUACGCUGCCAGUCUGCGGGAGAUGGACGGUCUGGUGGGGGCAAUAAAGAAUGCCUCUGAUGCCUCAGACAAGGAGAACACUCUCAUCUGGUUCACUGGUGAUAAUGGUCCCUGGGAGCAAAAGUGCCAGUAUGCAGGAAGUGUGGGUCCUUUCCUGGGGAAGUGGCAGACCAGCAGAGGUGGGGGCUCUGCCAAGCGGACCACUUGGGAGGGGGGGCACAGGGUGCCCACAGUGUCCUACUGGCCUGGCAGAGUACCAGCCAACAGCACCAGCUCUGCCCUGCUCAGUGGUCUGGAUAUCUUCCCCACCCUCCUCUCCCUAGCUGGAGUGAACCCCCCAUCAGACAGACGCUAUGACGGUAUCGACGCCACAGACGUCCUCCUACACGGCAAAGAAACAGGAAAUGAGUUCCUCUUCCACCCCAACAGUGGCGCUGCAGGGAAGUAUGGGGACCUGCAGACUGUCAGACUGGGGUGCCACAAGGCCUUCUACAUCACGGGUGCGGCUGAGGCAUGUGGGGGGUCUAAAGGGAGGCAGGAGCUCCACGACCCCCCUAUGAUAUUUGACCUGUCUGGGGACAAGGGCGAGGAGACACCCCUGGACCCCACCACGGAGGAGUACAAGGAGGUGGAUGAGAGGGUGAGGAGGUGGAGGGAAGCGCUGCUCUAUGACAUUGCCACUGACCAAUCAGUGUCCACAGCCGACUACGCCACAGACCAAUCAGCAGCCCCCUGCUGUGACCCCCGGCACACAGCCUGCCGCUGCCUCACCCUGGGCUGAGGACACACACACAUUCAGUGUUACACACAGUUUGACAUUCACAGAAAGUCCGACUGAUACGCAGACACACACACACUUUAGUUUUAGUCCAAUAAUUGUUUGCUCUUGGAGGUAUAUGCGUGCCCAUGGGAAUGUAGAAAUCACAGACCUGUAGCCUACAUCUGGGUUAAUGUAAACAACCCCAGAGACCAACCAGAAACAUUCGCCAGAGUGAAGAAGAAAAGCAAAUAUUAGAACUAGCAUCAGCCUGUUGUUAGGAGGCCGGACUGUGGGUCAUUCUCCUGGAGGUCAGUACUGGGGAUUGACUGAGACACAUUGCUCACUGCUGCUCUGAGGGGAAACAUGGGAAGACAGCUGCUGUUGCGUAGCAAGGACAAUUUACUGUAUUAUUACCAAUAUUAAGUGUUUUCCUGUACACAGGCUUUUUGUACAGUUAUAUAACAGAGGCUUCUGGGUUGCUCUAGCACUCUCUGGUGGGGAGUAUAUGACCAUGCAAUAAGUAGGAUGAAGUUGCCAAUACACUGAUCUAAGACCAGUUUAGUUUCUCCCACGAAUAACUUCACUUUAACCCAAAAUCAAAACAUCUGAAGAACAAAAAGCACCACCCUUUGGCAAAUCAGUCACAGGAUCAUAACAAUAGGUGUGCUAUUUACAUACUAUAUGUAUAAAUGUAUAUAUACACAAACAAUAAUCACUUUCCGCCAAAACCAAAAGAUCUAUUGAUGAAUAAUACUAAUUUCAUUUUCCAAAAGAGUAUUUAAUACAAGUCAACAUAGUUUUUUUACAAAGUAAAAAGAUCUGUCAUGUCUGAAAUGUUACAAUAUUCAAUAUUAUGUAGUCAAUGGUGUUAAUAAUGAAAUCAAUUAAAUAAAAGGACCUGUACGAUCCUAUAAUACAGUUCUCUAUUCAGUUUUUCA